GAGAGAAUAGAGAGAGAUUGGCACAAAAAUCACGUUCGGAUUGUUUAUUCUGUGGAAACAGUAUUGUUGGAGUGGGAAGGAGAGGAGAAAGUGAGACCUCGUGGCUGAUAGAUAUAUAGAGGCCCAUAUACGUAGCGAAGGCUAAAUUAAGAGAAGAGAAGGAGAGAAAGAGAGAGGGAGAAAGAAGACAACCAACAACGUACACAAGUUGGAGGUUUGCAACUCAAAGUGUAUAGAAUUGCAAAUCAGACACAGAGAGAGAGAGAGAGAGAGAGGGAGGGAGAGAGCCAACAAGGUAGACAAGUUGAAGGUUUGUGACGCUUUUAAGUGGAGGAGAGAAGCCCUUGUGUUAUCUUCUCAUCCCCUUUCCAGAUACCCAGCUGCAUACACACUUAUAUAAACAUUAUAUAUAUAUUUCAAUCCAUACCUUUAUCUUCCUCUCUCUAGGGCUAGAGAGCCAGAGUCGAAAUCUUCGUGUUGUGACCAUCUGGCUCUCUAAUGGCAAAUUGGGUCUUAUCAGAAUGUGGUCUGAGACCACUUCCUAGAAUCUACCCAAAACCCAGAACAGGUCUAACCUCCUUCAAUACCAGCAACCCCUCCAAGAUUAGCCUUUCACAUUCAGAUCUGGGUUGUUCUUCGUUUUCUUUGUCAUGUGUACCUAGAGAUAGAAAUUGGGCAUUAAAGGUGAGUGCGCCAUUGAAAAUACAAUCCGUGGAUAAAGAAGGUGAAGGAAGAGAGAGAAUUAAUGGUGUUAAUGGGGUUGAAGACGAAGGUGAAUUUGACCCAGGUUCACCGCCACCGUUCCGAUUGGCCGAUAUUCGAGCAGCUAUUCCGAAGCAUUGUUGGGUGAAGGACCCUUGGAGGUCCAUGAGCUAUGUUGUGAGAGAUGUUGUGGUAGUUUUUGCAUUGGCGGCCGUGGCGGCUUAUUUCAACAAUUGGGUUGUUUGGCCUCUGUACUGGUUUGCUCAGGGCACAAUGUUUUGGGCUUUUUUUGUACUUGGCCAUGAUUGUGGUCAUGGGAGUUUUUCAAAUAAUCCUAAGCUGAACAGUGUUGUUGGGCAUCUGCUUCAUUCUUCAAUUCUUGUUCCCUACCAUGGAUGGAGAAUUAGCCAUAGAACUCAUCAUCAAAACCAUGGACAUGUUGAGAAUGAUGAAUCAUGGCACCCAUUGUCUGAGAAAAUAUUCAAGACUUUGGAUAAUGCUACGCGAAUGUUGAGAUUCACCUUGCCAUUCCCACUGCUUGCAUACCCUUUUUAUCUGUGGGGUCGAAGUCCUGGGAAGUCAGGCUCUCAUUUCGACCCAAACAGCGAUUUAUUUGUACCAAAUGAGAGGAAAGAUGUGAUCACCUCCACCGUUUGCUGGACUGCGAUGGUUGCCCUGCUCGUGGGUUUAUCCUUUGUGAUGGGUCCUGUCCAAUUGCUUAAACUCUAUGGCAUCCCCUACUGGAUGUUUGUCAUGUGGCUGGAUUUGGUGACCUAUUUGCAUCACCAUGGCCAUGAAGAGAAACUUCCCUGGUAUCGUGGAAAGGAAUGGAACUAUCUGAGAGGAGGGCUUACAACGCUUGAUCGUGACUAUGGAUGGCUCAAUAACAUCCACCACGACAUAGGAACUCAUGUGAUUCAUCACCUCUUCCCUCAAAUCCCACACUACCACUUGAUAGAAGCAACGGAAGCUGCUAAGCCGGUGCUCGGAAAGUACUACAGGGAGCCGGAGAAAUCUGCGCCGCUUCCCAUUCACUUAUUGGGAAUCCUUGUGAAAAGCAUGAAACGGGAUCACUAUGUGAGUGACACUGGGGAUGUUGUGUAUUAUCAGACCGACCCUCAGCUCUCUAGAUCUCAAAAAUCAGAAUGAAGCUAUGAAAAAGAGAAUCCAGCUAGGUUACUGAUUCUAGGUGACCAACGUGUGUCUUGACCAUUGACACAUUAUUUCAAGCUUGAAUAAUGGUAAUUUAAAGGUGACCACCAUGUCACACAGAAACUGGUGUGGGAUUUUGAUGAUAUGGGCAAAAGAGGUUGCUGUAAUUUAAUUGGUAAGGAAAGUAUUCAAUUGCUCUCUCUCUCUCUCUCUCACCCACACACACACACGUUCAU
Messenger RNA from Ilex paraguariensis (yerba mate), 2090 nucleotides. The record is from the annotation of a GenBank genome assembly. NCBI's taxonomy places the organism in Eukaryota, Viridiplantae, Streptophyta, Magnoliopsida, Aquifoliales, Aquifoliaceae.